GGGACGGGUUUAGAAGAGCUGGUAGGAACCGGCUAGGGGCUGGGUGGCUCCAGACCACUCCUUUAGUGGGGACAAAGGAGCUGGGGUUAUACUCUCAGGGUCUGGACAUCACCUACCCAGGCUGGGGCUGCAGGAGCAGGCGAGGACCCAGGGCCCCUGGAAGAAUUGGUCCAGGGGACUGAAUUCCUGGCGUGUCCCCAGAGCAGAGCAUGACCACACUCCUGCCAUUGCUGCUGGGCCUCAGCCUGGGCUCCAUCGUAGCAGGUGGCUUUAUAGCCCAUGUGGAAAGCACCUGUCUGUUGGAUGAUGAUGGGACUCCAAAGGAUUUCACAUAUUGUGUCUCCUUCAACAAGGAUUUGCUGACGUGCUGGGAUCCAGAGGAGGCCAAAAUGGCCCCUUGUGAAUUUGGCGCACUGAAUGUUUUGGCCAAGUACCUCUCAGAAUACCUCAACCAACAGGAAUCCCUGCUCCAGCGCUUGUCUAAUGGGCUUCAGGACUGUGCCACACAUACCCAGUCUUUCUGGGGAUCACUGACCCACCGGACACGGCCACCAACUGUGCAAGUAGCCAAAACCACUCCUUUUAACACGAAGGAGCGUGUGAUGCUGGCCUGCUACGUGUGGGGCUUCUAUCCAGCUGAUGUGACCAUCUCGUGGAGGAAGAACGGGCAGCCUGUCCCUCCUCACAGUAGUGCCCCUAAGAUGGCCCAGCCCAAUGGAGACUGGACAUAUCAGACCGUCUCCUAUUUAGCUAUAACCCCCUCUUAUGGGGACACUUACACCUGUGUGGUGGAGCACAUCGGGGCUCCUGAGCCCGUCUCUGAGGACUGGACACAUGGGCUGUCCCCGAUGCAGAUAGUGAAGGUUUCUGUGUCUGCAGUGACUCUGGGCCUGGGCUUCAUCAUUUUCUCUCUUGGUUUGCUCAGCUGGCGGAGAGCUGGCUCGUCUGGCUACAUUUUUCUCCCUGGGGACAGUUAUCCAGAAGGUCAACACGUCAGUUAGAGGUGGAGUCCUACACCUUCUACCUCAAGUGUGAAGAUUCAAACUCUUAGUGAUGCUGCUGUGUUCCCCCACCAUCCUCAGACCCUACAAAUUUUCUUGCAUCCUAUGGUUUCUCCAUCCAGAUCUUUGAACUUCCCAGCCGACCCCAUGUACACCUUAGCAAGUUGGGGGAACUCAUUCCUGGGAAUAUUCUGUAAUCAAGUUGUUGUCCAAGGCUAUAUUUCUGGGUCAAAUAUCAUCUGGGGAGGGAGGUUAAAGGCCUUUCUGGAGGCCACACUGUGCCACAGGGGCCAGUGAGUUGCUGGCGGUCAUCUCUGAGGAAUAAACUCUG
Messenger RNA from Odobenus rosmarus divergens (Pacific walrus), 1332 nucleotides. Its product is annotated as HLA class II histocompatibility antigen, DM beta chain-like. Bases 210 to 1001 code for a protein of 263 amino acids. Gene Ontology annotation, biological process: antigen processing and presentation of exogenous peptide antigen via MHC class II; peptide antigen assembly with MHC class II protein complex; immunoglobulin production involved in immunoglobulin-mediated immune response. Gene Ontology annotation, cellular component: late endosome membrane; MHC class II protein complex; lysosomal membrane. Gene Ontology annotation, molecular function: MHC class II protein complex binding. The transcript has 6 exons. NCBI's taxonomy places the organism in Eukaryota, Metazoa, Chordata, Mammalia, Carnivora, Odobenidae. The record is from RefSeq and is a predicted model, not a curated record.